AUGAGGAGACUUCCAGAUUGUCCUAGAGCCAAUGAUAGAAUCGCUUGUUCAUUAGGUUAUGACUCAUCCUCAGAUGAUGACAAAGUCCUAAGUAUUCACAAAUCUCUUAUAGGCGAUCGUGUAGCCAGAACUGUGCUCCAAUUAUGUUCACUGAAAAGGGAUUCCUCCUGGAGAAAAAUUCUGGAUCUCCCAGGCAUGAAAUUCAGCGUACGUGGUGGUUACGACUUCUUCAACGGAGCAUUCUAUUGGAUUGAAAACAACAUUGCCAGCUAUUCAGAAUGGGAUGGACCUCUUGUGAUUGCUUCAUUUGAUAUAAAGGAAGAAAAAUUUAAAGAGCUUGAACUAUCACCACCAAUUAGGUAUUCAGAUCAAUUAACUGUAUUCAAUGUAUCUGUAUUAGGGGAAAAGAUUUGUCUGUACAGCAUAUGCUCGGAUGACUAUUUUGAUCUAUGGGUGAUAGAAGAAUAUAGUGUUAUGAAGGAAAUGCUUAGCAUUCGCUUAAUGAGAUUCGGCAGUACAUAG
Fraxinus pennsylvanica is the source of this 522-nucleotide messenger RNA. The record is from the annotation of a GenBank genome assembly. Lineage: Eukaryota; Viridiplantae; Streptophyta; Magnoliopsida; Lamiales; Oleaceae.